Messenger RNA from Sebastes umbrosus (honeycomb rockfish), 2005 nucleotides. RefSeq names its product tripartite motif-containing protein 16-like. NCBI's taxonomy places the organism in Eukaryota, Metazoa, Chordata, Actinopteri, Perciformes, Sebastidae. The coding region runs from base 120 to 1751 and encodes 543 amino acids. Gene Ontology annotation, molecular function: protein binding; zinc ion binding. The record is from RefSeq and is a predicted model, not a curated record. The transcript has a single exon.
GUGCAGAUCAGUGAGUAAACACUGACAAGGGAGCUCAGUCUUGAUUUGGAUCAGUUCCCAGCAUCUUUCUUGUAUGAGGAAGUGAAAGGGUUUGUUAUUCACUGUCUCUGAGAGGUGAAAUGGCGCAGCGAGGAAUUCAGAUGGACGAGGAAAAACUCUGCUGUUCGAACUGUUUGGAUCUACUGAAGGAUCCGGUGACUAUUUCCUGUGGUCACAACUACUGUAUGAGCUGUAUUAAAAGCCACUGGGAUGAAGAGGAUCAGAAAGAAAUCUACAGCUGUCCUCAGUGCAGACAGACCUUUGGACCGAGGCCUGCUCUGGUGAGAAACACCAUGUUGGCAGAUUUAGUGGAGGAACUGAAGAAGACAGGACACCAAGCUGCUCCUGAUGAUCACUGCUAUGCCGGACCUGGAGAUGUGGCCUGUGAUUUCUGCACUGGGAGAAAGCUGAAAGCUCUCAAGUCCUGUUUGCAGUGUCUGGUCUCUUACUGUGAGCAGCACCUCCAGCCUCACUAUGAAGUCGUUCCAUUAAAGAAACACAAGCUGGUCGACCCCUCCAAGAAGCUUCGGGAGAACACCUGCACUCGUCACAAUGAGGUGAUGAAGAUUUUCUGCCGCACUGAUCAGCAGUGUAUCUGUAUUCUCUGCUCCAUGGAUGAACAUAAAGGCCACGACACAGUUUCAGCUGCAGCAGAAAUGACUGAGAAGCAGAAAGAGCUCGGGGUGAGUCGGCAAAAGAUCCAGCAGAGAAUCCAGAAGAGAGAGAAAGAUGUGAAGGUGCUCCAGCAGGAGGUGGAGACUAUCAAUCACUCUGCUGAUAAAGCGGUGAGGGACAGCAAUAAGAUCUUCACAGAUGCGAAGCAGCAGAUCAGAUCUCGUCAGAAAGCUGAAGUGACUCACGUCAACGAGCUUCAGGAGAAGCUGCAGAAGGAGAUCGCCGAUCUCAGCUGGAAAGACGCUGAGUUGGAGCAGCUGUCACACACAGAGGACCACACCCAGUUUCUACAGAACUACCCGUCGUUGUCAUGUCUUAAUGAAGCUACAGACUCAUCCAGCAUCAAUAUCUGCCCUCUGUGGUACACUGCGGAUGUGACUGCAGCUGUGUCAGAGGCCAAAGAUAAACUACAGGACAUUCUGAGUGAGGAAUUGACCAAGAUCUCACUGACAGAGACUGAAGAUGUGUUACUACCACAACCAGAGCCCAAGACCAGAGAUGAAUUCCUCAAAUAUUCAUGUCAAAUCACACUGGAUCUAAACACAGCACACAAACAUGUGGUGAAUUCAAGUAGCCGAGAGACCGCAAAAUACGGUUAUAACAAAUAUGACCAUUAUAAUAACCCAGACAGCUUCACUGACUGGUCUCAGGUUUUGUGUAGACAAAGUCUUACUGGACGUUGUUACUGGGAGGUGGAGUGGAAAGGGUGCAAGCUUUUUGUAGCAGUCGCAUACAAGAAUAUUAGCAGAGCAGGAAGAGAAAGUGCAUUUGGAAACAAUGUCAAGUCUUGGGCAUUAGAGUGUUUCGACGAUGGUUAUUAUGAAUUCAGACAUAACAACAUCACAACUCCCAUCUCUGGUCCUCAGUCCACCAGAUUAGGAGUGUACCUGGACCACAGUGCAGGUAUUCUGUCCUUCUACAGCGUCUCUGAAACCAUGACUCUCCUCCACAGAGUCCAGACCACAUUCACUCAGCCACUCUCUCCUGGAUUUGGUGUGCAUGUUUAUGGAGCCUCUGCUAAAAUCUGUAACACUUAAACACAAAAGACUGAAAUCCAGAGAGACAGGACACCACACACGACAACUCGUUUAGAGUUUCUGUAUGUGGCGCUCUGUCUCUUUUCAGCCAUGGUGGUUAUCACUGCUCAUGAUUGUUUUGGUUAUUAUUCUUUAAAGCAACAUAUUUGUAUACUAAGUAACCAAUUGCAAAAAAAAAUCUUUAAUCAAUUUAAGAUCUUUAAAAAAAGUAAAAAAAUAAAUAAUGUGAAAAUUGUGUGAGAGAUAAUGAUAAA